Messenger RNA from Larimichthys crocea (large yellow croaker), 1902 nucleotides. It is a transcript of the gene gatb, whose product is annotated as glutamyl-tRNA(Gln) amidotransferase, subunit B. Gene Ontology annotation, cellular component: mitochondrion; glutamyl-tRNA(Gln) amidotransferase complex. Bases 119 to 1726 code for a protein of 535 amino acids. NCBI's taxonomy places the organism in Eukaryota, Metazoa, Chordata, Actinopteri, Sciaenidae. Gene Ontology annotation, molecular function: glutaminyl-tRNA synthase (glutamine-hydrolyzing) activity. The record is from RefSeq and is a predicted model, not a curated record. Gene Ontology annotation, biological process: mitochondrial translation; glutaminyl-tRNAGln biosynthesis via transamidation. The transcript has 13 exons.
AGCCGCGUUAGCGCACAUAUUAAAUGUCACUUUUAAAAAACUACAGCUCCCAGUGUUCGUUGGAAAGUUACAACAUGGCCGCCCCCCUCUGUUGCAGCAAGUGAGCUGCUACAUAAACAUGAACAAACAAAUGUCAAUGUUGUGUCCAAAGGCUUCGCGUGUCAUAAGACGGAUAAGCACGUCGAGUUUACGAUGCGACAGUCAACCGCAGCCGAGAGCCAAAAGUGCCCCCCAGCAGCUGGUUGGAGUUGUGGGUUUGGAAGUCCAUGCGCAGAUAAACUCCAACACCAAGUUAUUCUCUGGCUCAUCGGUUCGCUUCUCGGCACCUCCAAACUCCCUGGUAUCAUUCUUUGAUGCAUCAUUACCUGGGACAUUACCUGUCCUGAACAAACGAUGUGUCGAGGCAGCAGUGAUGACAGGGUUGGCUCUCAACUGCACCAUAAACAGGAAGUCCCUGUUUGACAGAAAACACUACUUCUACGCUGACCUCCCUUCCGGAUACCAGAUCACUCAACAACGGCAGCCCAUUGCAGUAGAUGGCACGCUGACUUACAGCCUCCUCGGAGGAACAAAGAGGAGCCAGGUGAUCAGAAAAACUGUCAACAUCAAACAGAUUCAGCUGGAGCAGGACAGCGGCAAGAGUCUCCAUGACGACCUCCGCAGCCAGACACUCAUAGACCUCAACAGAGCAGGUGUAGGUCUAAUGGAGCUGGUGAUGGAGCCAGACAUGAGCUGUGGAGAGGAGGCUGCCGCAGCUGUCAGGGAACUUCAGCUCAUCCUGCAAGCCCUGGGCACCUGUCAAGGCAACAUGUCUGAGGGCCAGAUGAGAGUAGAUGCCAAUGUGUCUGUCCAUAAACCGGGUGAACCCCUGGGCAUCAGGGCAGAGGUGAAGAACAUCAACAGCGUUCGAUGCCUGGCCAGGGCUAUAGACUACGAGAUCCAAAGACAGAUCGAAGUUCUGCAGAGAGGGCAGACGGUGCAAAACGAGACCCGGGCGUAUGAUUCCAAAUCGGGGGAGACCAUUCCCAUGAGGGACAAAGAAGGUCUUCAGGACUACAGGUUUAUGCCAGAACCCAACCUGCCCCCUCUGAUCGUGUAUGAGGAUAACGCAUCGCUGCCCACUGGCAUUGAUGCAUGCCAGGCGGUGGUGGUGCACAAGAUAAGGGAAGGGCUGCCAGAGCUACCCGGUGUCAAAAGAGACAGGCUGGUGCAAACGUACGGCAUCCUGCCCGAGCACAGCUUCACUCUGGUGAAUGAGGACGGGCUCGUGGAGUACUUCGAAGCGGUGAUGAAGGUGACCAAGAAGGAGCCGAGGAAGGUGAUUGGCUGGGUGACAAAUGAGCUGUUGGGUCACCUCAAAGAGAAAGACAUGAGUGUGAGCCACAGCCCUAUCUCCCCUUCUGCCUUGGCUGAGCUGCUGGAACUCCAGGAAACGGGACAUAUCUCGUCUUCGGCUGCCAAGCAGGUGUUCCAGGAGAUGUGGAGGUCACCGGGCAAGCCGGCCUCGCAGAUCAUCCAGGAGCAGGACAUGGGCCUGGUUAGCGACGCUGCACGGCUGCACAGCAUCUGUCAGAAGGUGGUAGACUCGCACCCCAAUGAGGUUCACGCCAUCAGAAAUGGAAACAAGAAGGUUCUGAACAAGCUGAUGGGGCUGGUUCAGAAAGAGACCAAAGGACGAGCUGACCCAGUUUUAGUCAUGGCCAUUUUACAAGAGAAGACUUCAUGAAGGUCAAACUUUUCAUCACAGUCUCAGAGUCAAAUCAUCGUAUAUAUGACCUACAGUACAUGAAAGACAAAUCAUAUGUGCAGAGUAAUCAUGCCGCAUGGUACCUGCUCUCUGAUGGUCGAGCUGAAGACGAAGCUUUAGUUGCUCUUGAGAGUUUGGCAUUUUUUUGUAAAUAC